AUGGCGUCUUCUCACCAGAGACCUCUCAGCGGAGAUGACGGGGCCGUCGCGUCCCACAGAACCGACGCGACGGAAACGACGCCGUUGCUGGCCGUCGGCGACAUCGCCCCGACCGCUGACCCGGACGUGUCCAAGGCGACGACCCUCAACGAGCCCGACCGGCAGGAUGACGACCCGGAGGACAAGCCGCUGCCGGGCUGGCAGAUCUUCCUGCUGUGCUACGCCCGGCUGGUCGAGCCCAUGGCCUUCUUCUCCAUCUUCCCGUACAUCAACCAAAUGGUCCAGGAGAACGGCAACCUCCCCAUCCCGGACGUUGGCUUCUACAGCGGUCUCAUCGAGUCGCUCUUCUCCCUGACCCAGGCCAUCGUCAUGAUUUACUGGGGCAAGCUGUCGGACCGCGUCGGCCGCAAGCCCGUCCUCGUCUUCUCUCUCGUCGGCGUCACCUUCGCCACCUCCAUCUUCGGCAUGGCCCAGACCAUCUGGCAGAUGGUUCUCUUCCGCUGCCUCGCCGGCGUCUUUGGCGGCACCAUCGUCACCAUGCGCACCAUGAUCGCCGAGCACAGCACCCCGAAGACCCAGGCCAGGGCCUUCAGCUGGUUUGCCUUCAGCGGCAACCUCGGCCUCUUCCUAGGACCGCUCCUGGGCGGUGCGCUCGCCGACCCGGCGCACCAAUACCCAGGACUCUUCAAGGGCCAAUUCUUCCUCGACUACCCCUAUGCACUUCCGAGCUUUGUUGUCGGCUCCCUUGGCUUGACAUCCGCCCUGACCAGCUUCUUCUUCGUCGAGGAAACGCUCAAGAGGGAACGUCAUGACGAGAGUGACAACGGGUCGACGGCGCCCAAGAAGGACACCCCAUCCAUUGCGCAACUCGUCAAGUCCAAGGGCGUGGGCAAGGUUCUCUACGUCUAUGGCUAUAUCAUGCUCCUUGCCAUCGCCUACACCGCCAUCGUCCCCGUCUUUUGGUACACGCCCGUUGAGCUUGGCGGCUUCGGUUUCGUGUUCCUGCAAUUCUCAAUCAUGAUGGCGGUCAACGGCAUCUCUCAGGCCCUGUGGCUCUUGAUCGUCUUUCCGCCCUUGCAGCGCCGCAUCGGGACCAACGGCGUCCUGCGCGCCUGCGCCUACGCCUACCCCUUGUUCUUCCUCCUCUGCCCGCUCGGCAAUCUUUGUCUCAAGGCUGGCGUCGACGACCCCGGCCUGGUGACCUUAUUCUGGAUCAUUGCGCCCAUCGGUCUCGCCAUCGGCAGCGGAGUGAGCAUGAGCUUCACCGCCGUCCAACUGGCCCUCAACGAUGUGUCGCCCAGCCCGCAGGUCCUCGGGACGAUCAAUGCUCUGGCGCUGACCGGCACGAGCGUCAUCAGGUCCUUCUCGCCGGCCUUGUUCGCGAGUCUUUUUGCCGUUGGGGCGGGAACGCAGGUUCUCGGCGGCUACGCCAUUUGGGUUCUGAUGAUUGCCCUUGCGAUCGGGUUAAUCUUCGUUGUGAGACAGCUCCCUGACGAAGAGGACCUGGAGCAGCUAAGAGAGCAAGAGCAAGCCCAGCAAGAGCAGUAG
Messenger RNA from Colletotrichum higginsianum IMI 349063, 1548 nucleotides. Its product is annotated as Major facilitator superfamily transporter. Gene Ontology annotation, molecular function: transmembrane transporter activity. The record is from RefSeq and is a predicted model, not a curated record. Gene Ontology annotation, biological process: transmembrane transport. The coding region runs from base 1 to 1548 and encodes 515 amino acids. NCBI's taxonomy places the organism in Eukaryota, Fungi, Ascomycota, Sordariomycetes, Glomerellales, Glomerellaceae. The transcript has a single exon.